Solanum dulcamara is the source of this 1658-nucleotide messenger RNA. RefSeq lists its product as uncharacterized. The coding region runs from base 281 to 907 and encodes 208 amino acids. Gene Ontology annotation, biological process: protein transport. Lineage: Eukaryota; Viridiplantae; Streptophyta; Magnoliopsida; Solanales; Solanaceae. The transcript is spliced from 5 exons. The record is from RefSeq and is a predicted model, not a curated record.
AAAGAAUUGGUUAAAAUGGAAAAUGACAUGUUCCACGACAGCCAUCAAGCAUUCAUGAAUUGAAUGGAGUUGUUGACAACUUCAAAGGUUGAAAUAAUUGAGUCUAACACGUUAGCAAACAAAGGGAAUUAAGAAAUUAAUUUGUCAACUUCAAUUGCUUCUCUUCAACUUGACUUCUUCUUCAAUUGCAUGUAUGUGCGUGUGUAUAUAUAAACAAGAUUUCACUCCAGUUUCUAGUAAGUAGCAAGCUCUCUAGACACUUGAUAAAUUGAAAACAAACAUGGGACUAUUUGGAAGAAAAUUCAAGGCAUCAAAAGUUACAACACUGGCUAACCUUGCCAUCUCAAGGAUUUCCAUUCUGAAAAAACAACACCAGGUUAGGUGCUCACUUGCCCUUUCUGAUGUUACUCAACUACUACAUCUUGGUCGCCAUGAAGAUGCUCUUCAUCGAGUCGAAUUUGUUAUCAAGGAACAGAACACUGUAGAUGCACUUUUAAUGAUGGAAAGGUAUUGUCAUCUCCUAAUAGAAAAAAGGGUGCUCAUAAAAACUAAAGGGGAAUGUCCUGAGGAGCUAGCAGAGGCAAUCUCAAGCUUGAUUUAUGCAGCUUCAAGAUGGGGAGAAUUCCCAGAGCUGCAUGAACUUCGUGAGAUUUUCACCUCAAGAUAUGGGAAUGAAUUUGCGUCUCAAUGUGUUGAAUUAAGAAAUAAUUGUAGCGUGCAGCCAAAGAUGAUACCUAAGCUAUCAAAAUGGCACACGGGUUCAGGGAAAAGACGCGAUAUGCUUAAUGAUAUUGCUGCUGAUUGUGGUAUCAAUUUGUGUGUAAAGGAUGAGACUUGUCAGAUAUCAGAAUCAAAGCCAGAGGUUAACAGCGAAAAUGGAUGUGCUAAAGAUGAAGAGGGAUCUUAACAAGGCAUAGAAGCAGAUUCAGUGAUCAAAUUGGAGGGUAGUCAGUACAUAAUGCCUGAUGCUUUUCCUAUCAGCAGCAGCACUACUAAGCAAGAAUUGUUUGGAUCUAUCUAAGCCUAAUAAGGGAAAAGCAUUAUUAAGGCAUGGUUGACUGACAAGCAUCUUUGCAAUCAUGCAACCAUAACAUAUUCGCUAGGAAAACAGCGAUAGAGAAGCUGCAUGUGACAGAAGCUAUUCAGGGAAUCAUGUAACUGUUAUCUUACUCAUUAAUACUGCAUCGAGUGCCUAGCUUUCUUCAUAUUCUUUUCUUAGCUAGGAAUUUGCUUGUGUGUGUAUGUUGGGGGUGGGGAGCUCUUAGCUUUUUGUUUACCCAGAUCAUUUAUGUAGACAGAAAACAUAUAGGUAGGUAGAUGUAGAUCAGUAAACAAUCACAUAUGUUCUGCACAAAACAUGAGGUACUGCAUUUAUUAGAUUCCCACUUAUAAAUAACUUGCGCUCCCUACGAUUCUUCAAUAUUCGUUUUUUUUUUUCCAAUUAUGCUCCAUUGUGUCAAACUUUUCAUUAUUGGAGUAGUUACAAAAUCUCUACGAAUAGGAUUUCUUAUUCCAUGAUAUUUAGAUGAAGUUCCCCUUUAAAUAAGUCCCUUAUACCUAUAGUGGUCUGUAACUAAUUCCUAAGAUCCAUACAAGGGUUUGAAGUGCUCCCUACCAAGUUUUUUUUCCCAAGUUAGAAUCAAGAUCUCUAGUUAUAA